Molecule: messenger RNA, 2891 nt
Organism: Cucurbitaria berberidis CBS 394.84
Lineage: Eukaryota; Fungi; Ascomycota; Dothideomycetes; Pleosporales; Cucurbitariaceae
Exons: 2
Coding region: 395-2632 (745 amino acids)
Source: RefSeq, a predicted model, not a curated record
AGCCACGUGCAUAGAGAACGCGUCGAGAGGUUCGCAUGGAGCGGUAGGUGGUGCAGGUGAUGUGGCCGGAUAUAUUGAUGGACCACAGGCAUCGCAAAACAAAUCCCAACCCCCUCAUCACCAAGAGAAGUUGUGGGACGCCAUUGUGUCAUAGCUUUCUGCGGCCCGCAAACUUCGAGGUGGACCCUCUCUCUCCCUCUCUCUCGCACGCCCUCUCCAGCAGUCGACUGCUUGCAGCAUAUUAGUUUCUUUCCGUUGACGCUGUUCGAGAAGUUGUAAACAGUGCUGUUGCAUUUCUCGGUUCCACAGACGCUGGGUGACAUCCUGUAUGCAUGUAUAGUAGUACAGGCUCCCCUCACAGCUGCACCCAAGGCGGCAGCUCACAUUAGUGGCCAUGCCCAAAGGCCCCGCCGUCGUCUUUGUCGCCAGACAUGGCGCUCGCCUCGACGCCGCCGACAAGACAUGGCAUCUUACCUCGCCGACGCCCUACGAUCCUCCUCUUACUUACGGCGGCUGGGCACAAGGGAAAGCGCUCGGCUUGCGGAUAGCGGCCUUACUCAACCAGAGGGAUGACGAGCAGGCAGAAGCGGCAAGAAGUAGUCCCAAUAAUGAUUUGGCGAAUCUCGAGUUUAGCAAGCUGGAUGCCUCCAGAGGUGGAAGCGCUCCAUCAGACGGCCUGCAACGGCCGAAGAAGAAGCGCAAGAUUGUCAUACACUCAAGUCCGUAUCUGAGGUGCGUCCAGACGAGCACGGCAGUUGCAGCGGGCCUAUCUCAGUACCAGCAUCCCACUACAACUACACCACAUUUGAAAGCGCCAACGCCGUCAAAGGACAGGAAAAGUCUGCUGGGGAACUCUCAACCAGCGAAAUCACCCCGCUCCAAGUCGCCCUAUCUGCUGCCCACGACUAUCGAGCCAUUAGUCGACCGUAACCUACAGGUAUUUCCGAAACCAUACACGGGUCCAGAGAAGACUUUGUUGCGCAUCGAUGCUUUCCUCGGCGAAUGGCUGUCGCCAGACUACUUUGAAGACAUUACAUCACCUCCAAACUCGACCAUGAUGGUGGCAGGAGCGAAGGCAGACUUGCUGCGAAGAGGCGACUAUAUACAGGAGCAGCCAAACACGCACAGUAGCAAGGGCCAUUUCCCGGGCGGUUGGGUAAAAGGUGGAACAACCACCAAAAAUCGCCAGAGCACUGAGAAUGCGAACCUUCCGGCUAUGAGCAGCCUGGCCCAGCCCCCGCCAUUCAGGGAACGUUCAAGCAGCUAUGCCAGCGGCAUCACCUUACAGAAGACGAAAUCGAGGGAGGCGGCAACACCGCUUGUUGUACCAUCACCACAUAAAUCAAGUCGCAUCUACGAAGCACCCGUUCCUUCAUACUUGGUCUCUCCUGCGGAUCCGAUACCACGUGGGUACUUCUCUCAUGCACGAGAGGCCUGCGUUGAAGUCGAUUUCCAAUGGGAUAGUAUGCGCGCACCGCAAGACUGGGGCGAUGGUGGGGAAUAUGGCGAUGAGUGGAGCACGAUGCAUAAGCGCUUCCGCAGAGGAUUAGCCGGUAUGAUGCAAUGGUACAGAGAACAUGGUGCAACACCUCCAAAGGAUCGGUUCCCUGGAUUCAUGUUCAAAGUCUUGUCGAACAAGUCCCCGCCACCUAUCUCGCACUCGUCCUCGGACCCUUUUCCGACAUUGAAAGAUGAAAUAGAUGGCGACGACGAUGAGGAGCUUGUGCUGGUAUUGAUUACACACGGUGCUGGCUGCAACGCUUUACUUGGUGCCAUCGCGAACCAGCCUGUGCUCAUAGAUGUGGGCCUCGCCUCGUUGUCUAUGGCUGUCCGCAGAGCUGAACCUCGAAAGCCAUCCGUGUCUACCAUCCACGAACGGCGUCUCUCCGUUGCUGACCCUGGAAUGACAGAUACAUACGAGAUGAAGCUUCUCGCUUCGACUGAUCACUUGCGGCCUGGAGUUGACCCCUCAAAACCACCACAAGCACAAGUUGGCUCUCCGGCUGUGGUAGCAAGUCCGUCAAUCGACUCCCGGCGGCGAUUCAAUGGAACUCCGACAACCAACAGCCCUAUGGACUCACCCUUUGCUCUCGGGGAGCCUCACAGGAGUUGGAAUAGUUCGCUGGGUAGUGUACGAAGGACCAUGAGUUCUGGAUCCAACUCAAGCUACAUGCAUGGGCACCACAGAACCAGUGGUGCCGCAUCACCAUCGACGGGUCUUUGGUCUGGAUCUCGGACUCCAAUUGCAGACGCAUAUAACGACGGUCGCUCAAGUCCAGGUGGGGACAUGGUGCUCAACUUCUCGAAUCAAGCACCCAAACCAAAGCCUACCGCUGCCGCUGCCGCUGCCACCACUACGGCCAUCCCAGCUUUAGAUGGCACACCCGAAGUGACAAACAGACUGAGUAAACUGGACUCCAAAGAGGAGAAAGAGAGGCAUGACAACAUCACUCCACUGGUCAAAGCUCAGGGCGGAACAAGCAGUACCACCACGUCCAGUCUCUGGGGUGCGAAGGUGCAACCGAAGAGCGAGAAUAAGCUAUGGGGGCCGCCGAAGCUACAAGGUGUACAUGAGCAUGGACGAGGACCGAAGAGGAGGUGGACAGUCACGGAGAGGGAGGAGUCGCUUUGAUUUUUGAAGCCACACUGGAGGCCCUGGAAGCUUUCUACAGGAGGCUGUCCUUGCAUGGCGUUUUGGUCUGGGAUACUCUACUCUCUACUAAUGUUGAUGACUUAACGUAUAAGUGAUGAGCGAUGGGGUUCAGAUAGCUGGCUCCUUCAUUCGCAGGCGUCAGAUGUUUAGCGCUGCAUGGGUUAUGAGCAUUUCAUGAACAUGCAUAUGGUGAUAUAUAUCACUCUUCAGAAUCGUUAGCAAUAAACUCAUUGGGCAU